Messenger RNA from Malus domestica (apple), 1101 nucleotides. The record is from RefSeq and is a predicted model, not a curated record. NCBI's taxonomy places the organism in Eukaryota, Viridiplantae, Streptophyta, Magnoliopsida, Rosales, Rosaceae.
AUGUGGGCGGAGUUGUAUGGUCUAGAUGAAGAAAUUCUGACCAUUGCCAACCUUCAUGAGCUCACCACCCGAAGUUUAGCUAAUCUUGUUGUCACAAGACAUGAGGGGGAGACAGAUGGCUAUUACGCUGAACACUUUGUCACCCAGCACGACAUGCUUAGAGAGUUGGCGAUCCAUCAGGCGAGUCAAGACCCAAUAGAACAUAGGAAACGACUAUUUUUAAACAUCUGUGGGAACAGACUUCCUAAGUGGUUGACAGAACAAAAGUAUAAAGCGAUCAAGGCUCGACUAUUAUCUAUCUCAACAGAUGGAGCCUUCUCAGCAAAAUGGCCAAACAUGCAAGUACCCGAAGCAGAGGUUCUAGUUCUGAAUUUUGAAACGAAGAACUAUGCCUUACCUGAGUUUGUGGAGAAAAUGGAUAAACUAAAGGUUCUAAUACUAAAUAAUUACGGUUUGUUACCUGCUGAACUAGAUAAUUUUGAACUACUUGGUUCGCUAUCAAAUCUUAAGAGAAUUAGAUUAGAACGUAUUUCAAUUCCUCCCAUAAGCAAGGUCCUUAAACAGUUGAAAAGCUUGCAGAAGAUCUCUCUUUUCAUGUGUGAUAUCGGCCAAGGUUUCGUCAAAAUUUUAGAUGCACUGCCAAAUCUAGUGGAAUUGAACAUUGAUUAUUGCUAUGAUCUGGUGCAACUUCCUGCCAACCUUUGUGACCUUGUUCACCUUAAGAAGCUUAGCAUCACCAACUGUCAUAAGCUAUCUGCCUUGCCUGCAGACAUCGGAAAGCUAGUCAAUCUUGAAGUGUUGAGGCUUAGGUCAUGUGCAGAUUUGUUAGAGUUGCCAGGCUCGAUUAGGAACCUUAAAGUUUUGAAAUUUCUCGACAUAUCUGAUUGCUUUAGCGUAAAGGAGUUGCCAGAGGACAUUGGUGCAAUGUGCAAAAGCAGCAUUGAAGAAAAUGGAUUCAAACGAAGUGCCUGUUUCAAAACUGAAAGGCUGCCUGCUUCUGUUAUGGAACUUAAAGCCAUUGAAGUGAUAUGCGACGAUUUCCUUGAAAACUUUAUGGGAACCCUUUUUGCCAAUUCUCACAAACAUGCGCAAUUAAAGUGA